AUGGCGGCUCUCCAAUCUUCAACGCCAACUAUGAAGAUCAGCUACCGUGAAGUAUCGCCGGCGGGAAACCCCGCAGAGAUAUCACUCCCUCUGACCUUAUUCGAUAUGCCAUGGCUAUUUUACUUCAGAAUCAUGCGACGCCUCCUCUUCUAUAGACUUCCCAUUUCCACAAAUACUUUCACCGAAACCAUAAUCCCAAAUAUACUAAACUCCCUCUCCCUAACUCUCAAACACUUUCUCCCCCUCGCCGGAAACCUAGUUUCCCCGUCCGAUUAUAGCGCCAAGCCGGAGCUCCGGUACGCGCCCGGAGACUCCGUUUCCGUCACGUUCAUGGAGUCCGGCGCCGACUUCGAUUCUCUCACGGGCUAUCAUCCCCGUGACGUUAAUGAUUUUUACCCUUUCGUAGCCAAAUUAUCAGAGCCAAAAAAAGGUACCGCCGGUGGGGCCCACGGGGAGAUAGUAUUCCCAGUUUUAGCUGUUCAGGUGACGAUUUUUCCGGGAUUUGGGAUAUGUAUCGGCACCACCCAUCACCAUGUUGUUGGGGAUGGAAACGCCAUGGCUAGCUUCGCUAACGCGUGGGCUAUGAUUAGUAAAUUGGGCGGAGAUGGGGAAUUUAUAGCGGAGAAAAAAUUUGUCCCUUUUUGUGACCGGACAAUAGUCAAAGACCCAUAUAGGACAGGGGAUUUAAUGUUCGGAGAAAUUAAGAAAGAGAUUAAGGUUGUGCCGUCGGAGGUUGAAAUUUCAACCCCGAGAAUCAAUAAAGUUCGGGCUACGUAUAUAAUGCGCCGGAGAGAUAUUGAAAAUCUCAAGAAUUUGUUCAUAGCCCGGAGAGGUAUUGAUUACUACGUUUCAGGUUUCACGGUGACAUGUGCUUAUAUAUGGACUUGCUGGUUGAGAGCCGAGGCGGCGGAGGAGGAAAGAACGGAGUAUUUCAGCUGCAUAGCGGAUUGCCGGAGCCGGCUGAACCCGCCGCUUCCGGCGAGCUUCUUCGGGAACUGUGUGGUGGGGUGCCGAUUCGCGAAAUCAAGAAACGGGGUGUUAGUUGGGGGCGAAGGGUUUGUAAUUGCGGCGGAAUUGAUCGGAGAAGCGAUUCGGGAAAGCGUGAAUGAUGAGGAGUGGAUAUUGAGGGAGGAGUUCUGGUUAUCGGAGUUUAAAGAAGCAGAUCCGCGGCGGGUAGUUGCGGUGGCCGGAUAUCCAAGAAUGGACUUGUAUGGUGCGGAUUUCGGGUGGGGAAAGGCGGAGAAGGUGGAAUUUGUGUCUAUAGAUGGUGGAAAUUCAAUGUCUCUUUGUAGGUGUAGGGAUUCAGAAGGUGAUAUUGAGGUUGGGUUGGCAAUGCCCAGAGCUCAAAUGGAAGCUUUUGCUGCCAUCUUUGCUGAUGGACUUAGAAGCUUAUAG
Ipomoea triloba (trilobed morning glory) is the source of this 1395-nucleotide messenger RNA. RefSeq names its product phenolic glucoside malonyltransferase 1-like. The coding region runs from base 1 to 1395 and encodes 464 amino acids. Lineage: Eukaryota; Viridiplantae; Streptophyta; Magnoliopsida; Solanales; Convolvulaceae. The record is from RefSeq and is a predicted model, not a curated record. The transcript has a single exon.